CACAAGCUCCGCUACCGUAGCCACACUGCCCUGUCUGCCUAUCCGGAAUGUUCUCUUGAACAGGCAUCCGACUAGAUUCCCUCUCUGAUUUAAAUCCUGUUGUCCUCUCUCAUCUUCCCCCCCCCAACCCCUCCAAACUGAAGCGCAUUCAGAGCGGGUCUAGCUCCAAGGCUUUUAGAACGCCGGCUUUCAUUCAGAUCUGUUUGACCUAUUUCUGGUGACAGAACCGAAGAGAGAGAGAGGUUCCUGCGUCGACAGCGUUCGCGUUCUCUUGCCUGACGAGGAAGGUUUUUGACAGAGCCGCGGAACAGAAGGAACUGCAGGAACUGAAGAAAGAGGAAGGACUGCAAAGAACAACCGAUACAGACAGACGAGAAGACUUUGUGUGUCUGGACAAGUGUGUGAGGUGAAUAUAAAGAGACUCACACACGCACAGGCGCGAGAGGUGGCUACCACAGAGCCUCUCUCUCACCCUCUGCCCACCGGCGCGCGUCUCUCUCGCUCUCGGAGCCGGCUUCUCGCUUCUCACCGGGGCUCCGUACCCGCCGGGUCCCUCACGCUGGGGAAGGCAAACAGGCCCGCUGCCCCCCGCGCCCCCCGGCCCAGCUGCCCGCUGCGAACGGUCCAGCACCUGCUGCUGCGCAAGAUCGGCCUGCGUCAGACCUCCGCUGUCUCCGCCGCCGCCGCCGGCACUACAUCUCCCAGCAUGCAUCUGAAGAGCAUGAAGUGCAACCGCUUCUGUCUGAUCGCCUCGCUGGAGGACCCCGACAUGUUCAACCAGCCGCAGGCCCGGGCGAGCUUCGAGGAGCUGUUCCGCUCCUUCGACCCCGAGGCCACCCUCCAGUUCUUCAAGAGCUUCCGCCGCGUGCGCAUCAACUUCAGCGACGCCCUGGCCGCCGCAGAGGCCCGCGCCGCCCUCCACAAGAGCGACUUCCACGGCAAGGAGGUGCGCCUCUACUUCGCCCAGUCUGUCCAUAUAGGUAGCCCACGGCUGGAGCCUCCCAAGCCAGAUAAGCAGUUCCUGCUGUCCCCUCCUCCGUCUCCCCCUGUGGGCUGGGAGCAGGUGCCGGACGCCAGGCCCGUCAUCAACUAUGACCUGCUCUGCGCCAUCGCCAAACUCGGACCAGGCGAGAAGUACGAGCUGCACAGCGGCACCCCCACCACGCCCAGCGUGGUCGUGCACGUGUGCGAGAGCGAGCAGGACAGCUCGGGCGGCGAGGACGAGACGGACGCCGCCGCCCGCCGCCCGCGGCCCAAGAUCAUCCAGACGCGCCGGCCCGACUACCCCGACUACCCCGUAACGCAGUGAACAGCGUGGCGACCAAUCACAUCGCACCGAUCUCUCUCUCUCUCUCUGCUUUACGAUCACGGGGGGAAAAAGGGGGCCCUGACGACGGGAGGUGGGCGGGAGGACUGACGGCCUGACAUGGCGCGCAGUUGGUCCUCCUCGCCACUAGGUGGCCCAGAGUUGGAGGCUCUCCCUGUGUUGAGGGAAAUGGGACACACUGUACAUCUCCACCAUCUCACAGCUCGGGACUAGGAGGGGGCGAAGGGGUGGGGGUCUUCAUUGCAUGCAUUUAGAGGAAGAUGGGGUCAGCUUAGAGGGUUAAUUGAAAGAUUAGGUUUUUGAUUUGGGUAUGGUGGAUAUGUCUUGUGUCAUGGAAUCUUUAAUGUUAUUUUUUUUUUUUCCUUGUACAUGUAUUUUGUUUUCCUUUGGGGAGCAUGUCGAAUCCCCCAUACAGUGGUGUGGUUAUGAAAUUACAGUUUGUUAUAUAACAUUGUGUCCUCUUUUUUUUUCAUCGGUUACAAAAGCUGUAGGUAACAACCUGACUGACGCCUACACAUGUACCUUGGCGAGUUUACACCAAUAAGAUGCUGGAAAUGGUGCAAUUUCAGACUGUGUUUAUCCAUCUUUAAAAGAGAGACUUGAGUUCAUGCACAUAGACAAGUAGAAAUGCUAGAGAAGGUCAUAUUGUCUGAAUUUGUCUGCUUCUAAUAAUAUUCAAUUUUUUUGCCAUGAUAAGGUCUGCUUUUUGAGCUGUUUGUUGUGUAGAAGAAAACUAAAUGAAGAAAUGCAGACCGUGUAAGACCCAGGACGUGUCUUAAGGUCUCUCUUCGCCAUAGUGCCACGUAGAGUACUAACUCUGUAUAGAUUUUCUCAUCUUUUCUAUGGCCUGUCUCCAUUUAUCACAAAGAAUGUUCACUUGGACAUAUAAGUUUGAUUUUUUUUUUUUUUUUACAAAUAUGAAAAAGAAAAAAAAACGUGCGUGCGUGCCUGAAAUAUAAUGUUUAUCUGUUAGUUCUCUUCCUGACGAGAGCGAACAUCUACUGACGUGACGAGAUCUCUUCAGCCCACACCUCAUGUUCUUUUGGGGCCACACCCCGAGGUCUAUGCUUUUGGUAUGAGCAGUGUCUUUGCCAUACUUCAUUCGCAAUACUGUAUGUAAAACCUUGCAUCGGUCCAGUCAGGAGUUUCAUGUAUUAAAAGCAAAUUAAUCUACUUCACUCUGAGGGCUGAAACCAUGAUCUAUUAUAAAUGCACGUUUGUAUAUAUCAGAGUGUAUGUAUGUUUGUAUGUAUGUAUGUAUGUAUGUGUGUGUUUAAAGCCUUUUGUAUACUGUUCUUAACAUUCAGUUUCAAGAAAAAAAGAACAAAUAAAUCCAUAAAAACAGAAUAACGCAUUGAUUUGGUGAUGUGCGUGUGCACUACAUGAAGUAGUCAAGCAAGAUCAUGGUCCAAUGCAACUAAAGACUCACACGAUACAAUAA
This is a messenger RNA of Sardina pilchardus (European sardine), 2768 nucleotides long. RefSeq names its product regulator of calcineurin 1a (gene rcan1a). The transcript is spliced from 4 exons. Bases 707 to 1309 code for a protein of 200 amino acids. Gene Ontology annotation, molecular function: nucleic acid binding; calcium-dependent protein serine/threonine phosphatase regulator activity. The record is from RefSeq and is a predicted model, not a curated record. Gene Ontology annotation, biological process: calcium-mediated signaling. Lineage: Eukaryota; Metazoa; Chordata; Actinopteri; Clupeiformes; Clupeidae. Gene Ontology annotation, cellular component: cytoplasm; nucleus.